CUUAUGUCAAUUGUCCAGAUUGCUUAAAGCGUCUGUAAUUAUAUCAAAACAUGUUAUCUACUAUAAAUCCUGGUUAUAACACACGAUUUUCCCUCAUGGAACCUCGUGAUCCUAAUACAAUUAGUUGCAAGCUGUUCAUUCAUUAUUUUAUCAAAACGAUAAACAGAUGGACAUCAUGACCACAGUAAACGGAAAUGAACAUGUUAAACACGGAUUAGUCCCAAUGAAAAACAGCAAACUUUUGCAGUUGAAAGUCGAUCAUCUAUAUCAUAUUGCUCUUGACACGGAACAACAUGACCUGCAAACCAUGUUUGGUGAUGUCAAGUUUGUUUGCUUUGGUGGACAGGUUUCUCGAAUGGAAAGAUUUACAAGUUUUGUUAUUCAGGAAUUAGGAUUACAGCCGGGCACGGGCGAUACACCUACAAAUUAUGCAGCUGGGACUGAUCGAUAUGCCCUUUACAAAGCUGGACCGGUUCUUGCUGUUAGCCAUGGAAUUGGAAUCCCUUCCUUAUCGGUGGUGUUCAAUGAAAUAUUAAAGCUUGUACAUUAUGCUAAAUGUACUGAUGUCACAUUCUUUAGAAUAGGAACUUGUGGCGGAGUAGGUUUAGAACCAGGAACAGUUGUACUGACAGAAAAAGCAGUCGAUGGAGCAUUCCAGCCGUUCUUAUCCACGACUAUUCUCGGUAAGAAAGUGCAAAGACCUGCAUAUGUUGAGAAACCUCUUUUAGAAGAACUGCUUAGCUGUUCAGAAAAUACAGACGACUUUAAAACUGUCACCGGUACAACGAUGUGCACUGAUGAUUUUUAUGAAGGACAAGCCAGAUUAGAUGGAGCUUUUUGUGACUAUGACGAAGACGAUAAAAUGAAAUUUCUGAAUAACGUGAAAGCAAAUGGUGUUUGUAAUAUUGAAAUGGAAUCUCUUGGAUUUCUUGCCAUGUGUAAUCAUGCAGGAGUACCAGGAGCAGUUGCAUGUGUAACUUUACUUGACAGACUUAAAGGCGACUUCGUCAGUACGGAUUUCAGUCUUCUAAAAUCCUGGCAACAUAGGGCACAAAAACUCGUACUAAGAUUCAUCAAGCGACGGAUAACUCAACAAAACAGACACAAAAAUGGUUAAAUCCUCUCUGUUUUGAAAUGUCAACAAAUUUCCAAUUUAAAAGACAAAAGAAGCGAUAUUAAGCUCUGACAAGAUAUUUCUAUUGUUUGAAAUCUUAAUAUUUCAGGAAGAUUCCUCUGAUGAAAGCCAAAAACGUUCAAAUAUUUCUUGACUAUUACCUUUUAUGAAUUAGUUAUAUAUUUUGUACACACUUAUGUAUACUCUAGUUUAUAUAUAUAUAUACUAGAACAUCGCGGGUCCCUGACUGAUAUUAAAGUUUAUAACUAUG
Mytilus trossulus (common blue mussel) is the source of this 1385-nucleotide messenger RNA. RefSeq names its product uridine phosphorylase 1-like. Gene Ontology annotation, molecular function: uridine phosphorylase activity. Gene Ontology annotation, cellular component: cytosol; cytoplasm. Gene Ontology annotation, biological process: nucleotide catabolic process; uridine catabolic process. The transcript has 8 exons. The record is from RefSeq and is a predicted model, not a curated record. Lineage: Eukaryota; Metazoa; Mollusca; Bivalvia; Mytilida; Mytilidae. The coding region runs from base 167 to 1117 and encodes 316 amino acids.